This is a messenger RNA of Ctenopharyngodon idella (grass carp), 6999 nucleotides long. RefSeq names its product torsin family 4, member Ab (gene tor4ab). NCBI's taxonomy places the organism in Eukaryota, Metazoa, Chordata, Actinopteri, Cypriniformes, Xenocyprididae. Gene Ontology annotation, molecular function: ATP hydrolysis activity; ATP binding. The record is from RefSeq and is a predicted model, not a curated record. Gene Ontology annotation, cellular component: nuclear envelope; endoplasmic reticulum lumen. The coding region runs from base 3927 to 5045 and encodes 372 amino acids. The transcript is spliced from 5 exons.
UGUGUGUGUGUGUGUGUGUGUGUUAUGAAUGUCUGCUUCAGCCAACUGGUUAUGUCUGUCUUUCAUGGGAACCGGCAAGAGUUUUGUCUGUUCCUUAUCUUUGUUUUUGUUGGAGGUCGUGUUGAGUCUGCGUGUUUGAGUUUUCGUACUGUAUGAGUAUGAGAGUCAUUGUGUAUCUGUGGCACACCAAACAUAAAGAGUUUAUUGAUAUUCAAGACCCAAGUGCUAUAAAAUAAUGUUUACCACAGCUCUUACUUCCUUUAUGUUUCCAAGUGUUUUUAUUUUUUUUCUUACAACAGAGCGGUUUCCGUAAGUCAAAAAAAAAAAAAAAAAAAUCUGCCUGCUUCCGAAAACACAUACUCUCUUGAGUAUGUAUUUAUUUUGAAUAAGUAGUUACUUAACGACUGCUAAAUAAGUAUGAUCUAUAUAUACACUGCCAGGAAUUUACAGGAUUAAAGAGUAUUAUUUUACAAUAAAUGACUGUAGUCGGAAAUUUACAGUGAAAUUAAUGCAUGCUGGGUCAUUUUCUUACGAAUUACUGUUAAUCAACAGCAAAAUGAUACAUCAAAGUAAUUCACUGCUCUUGUUUUACUGUGAAUUAACAUUAUAAAGUUGUCUUUAACCAUGCCACUGUAAGAAAUUAUAUUGUUUACCACUGUAAUUGUUUUGAAGUCACCAUUAUGGUGAUCAGUGUUCUAUUUGCUUGGGCUCUUGGACCUUGUAUAUUCAUAUGCAAAAUUCUGAUCUAGCCAAGUCAGAAGUGUGACAAAUGGAAACAUUUGUUAGAACAGUGACAAGCUAGAAUAAAAAAUAAGCUAAUUGGCUGAUUUUCAGUUAGUCAAACUAUUCUUAGCAUGAAUAUGAAGAUUUCGCUUUAGAGUUAUUGUAGCAUGAAGAUUUACCCGUAUCUUAUUUCAAAUUCAUAACAGUUUGUAGAUUGAUCAAAUAGUCACAAUAGUAAAGCAACUGCUGAGAUUUAUCUUUGAAAGGUGUGACAUCAUCUUGCAACACAAGACUUUUUUUUUUUUAUAAGCAUCAAAUAUGCACAGACAUCAAUACUACAAAACACAACAAUGGUGACACUAAACAAAUUAUACUAUAAAAAAAAAACACAAAUUACUAAAAGUGGACCAAAAAUAAGAUCAGCAGCACAAAUAAAACCAACAAGUAUCAAAAAACUCUACAGCAUAACCUAUUCAUGCUGCAUUGCAUGCUGGGUACCUUCAUAGUACACAUGCACUAUAGAAAUAGAAUGUGAUAUUGUUUGUUUACAGUCAUUUUUGUUUUCCAGUACUGUAAAGUCACUUUACUUUUUACAGUAAAAUUGUAAAAACUUCACUGAAAUUGGCAGUACUGUAGAUUUUACAAUACAUUUCUGAGAGUGUUAGAUACAAGAGAAGUCCUACUGUGAAAUGACUGUGAAAGUAAUGCAAAUAUUAACCUGGAAUAUACUGUAAUUUCACAGUAAAAUGUUUAACAGUGGUAUGAAUGUGUGUAGAAUGUAAUCUGGACAUACGCCAUGUUGUCAUUAUCACGAGACCUACCAGCAUCAGUUGCGUCACAUCACCACCAUUCACAAAUCCUCUCCCGUGGCCUCAUGGGAUAGUAAAGCAUUCAUGGUAUGCACACUUCAGAAUCUCACCAGAAAAAGUAGGUCAUCAGGUACUUUUUGCCUACUCUUUUAUGAGCACUGUGAAUUUAGACAUACUUCUUUUGUUACAUACUGUUUUUCGCCUACUAUAUAGUAGGGAAGUUAAGUAUGCGAUUUCGGAUGCUCCCAACCCUUUAUUUUCUCUACUGAGAAAUUGAUUUUUACUGAUUAAAGGUACACUAUUUUUGUUCAGAAUUAAUAAAAAGUAAAUAAUGAAUCAGUACAUUACCAGUUCUUCUUCCAAAACGUGUUUAUGUUUUACCCUCAUUCACUAUGGUAAGCCUGUUAUAAGUGUUUAUGCUUUAGACCUGUCGGGAUGGUUUUUUGCAGGAAAUUGCUUAGAUACGUCACUCACCUGUGUGUGUCUUGUCAUAUCUGUAAAUAGAGAAAAGUUGCUGCUACUUUGAUGUGUGUGUGGUGUGGGAGUGGCAUAUGUUAGUGUCACAACUAACGAGAAAGGUUGACUUAGAGCCGCUAAAUCUCGAACCUCCGGUGAAUCACCCAUUUUAAAAAAAAAACGCAGAACAGAGGAGAGUCUGUUGGAUAUAAGAAAGUGACAGAGCUCGUAAUAAAACAAGAAUCAACAUUGGCUUGGCUUUUCAGAGAUGGCGAGAACUGAGGGAUUUGAAAUGUUGUAAAAGCAAUGUAGAGAUGAUGUUUUAAUUACUCAGCAGGUCAGUAAGGUAUUUUAUUGAACAGAUAAAUUGCCAUAUGUAGCUCUCUAACAGAGUUCAUUGUAAAGCAUUAUCUAUUGUGAAGGGUUGUUUCAUUAUGGUUGUUGUAUCACUGUGCUGGAAUUUAUUUUCAAGGAAGUACCAUGACUAUUAAUGGAUAAAGCUACAGCUAAUCAGAUUAAGAUUCUUUCCAUUUAAACUGGUUAUAUCUAUUAAUAAAAUAAGUAGUGAAUGUUUUGUGGGAAGUAUGAUAACCAUAUUCAUCCGCACAGUCACGCAGAGCAGAAGCACAACCAAAACAAUGUUCUUCCGCAAAAUGCAUGCAGUUUUGUUUUUUAACCGCUGUAGGGUCAAAAGUUACAUAUAGUGUACCUUUAACCUGUAAACCUUUCAGAUAACAUACAUUGUAUAAAAGACAAACCUACAAUGAGCUCUUAGAUUGAAAUGAUAUAUGCCAAAAGUCACUGUGAGGUCAGUAAGAUUUUUUGAUGUUUUUAAAAGAAGUCUCAGGUGCCUUUUUUAAUCAAAAAAAUAAUGUAAAAACAGUAAUUUUGUGAAAUUUAUAUUUGCAAUUUAAGCUAAGUGUUUUCUAUUUAAAUUUAUAUUUUAAAUUGUAAUUUAUUCCUAUGAUGUCAUAGCUAAAUUUUCAGCAGCAUCAUCACUCCGGUUGUGGGCGGUCACUGUCGUGCUCUCUUGAACAGCAGGAACAAAGAAAUAUUCUAUGUAGUGUAUGGAAAUGGCACAGAAAACAAGCUUCCUCCCACCAUGUUGUAAAUAUCACCGCUCUUUCAGGCAGAUGAAAGAGUCGCUUUUACUUCUGUGAGGCCAAGGCCAAUAUAAUUUACCCCAAACACACAAGCAGCGUUACUCACCAGCCCUCCCACAUACAGUGUUUUCCUGCAGGCUCCUCCAAGUGGGUGAGUAAUCAGUCCCUUUCCUUUCUGAUGCAAUAUCAUGUCAAAUACAAACAGGAAUCACUCUCUAGUAAACAUAUAACUAGACCAAUGAUUACUUAAGAUAUAAUUAUAUAUUUGACCAAUAAUCUGCAUACAUUUUUUCUGCUUAAUUUUAUAUUAUAUAUUAAUUUAAUUUAUUGUUAAUACUAAAUUAUGUGUUUUGCAGAAAAGUGCACCACUGGCAGUUUUUAAUGUUGCCAUGGAAACAGAAACUCAGUGUCCACUCAAGAUUGUGACGCAAUUGGUCAUUCAGUUUUGUGUACAAACAGACAUACAGAUGACGAACUUUGUGACAAACGUCCCUCAGGCUGCUGUUUGUGGUUCAUGGGACAAGGAAAGGAAAACGGAAAGAGAGACGUGAAGUGACAGUGGAGCGAGAGGGUGGAGCUCAAACACAGAGAUGGUGUGAUGGACAUAGGAGGAGUGAACAGGUAGCCGAAAGGUGUGCAUGUGUGUUUGGAUCAUCGUCUACUUCAUAUCAAUCAUCAUCAUCAAAAUCACCAUCUUUGAGGACAAGAACCAACACUCAAGGAGAAGGAAGCAAGUAGACGGCCUCAUGCAGCUUUGAAGUGAUAUCGUUGCAGGUGGUACCAGACUCAUCCAUGCAAGUAUUCUAGACCGGUGGUGGACUUUGAAGGGGUUACAAUGGAUGUUCAGGUGGAAAAGGAGAGAGGAGAUGAGGAAAAAGAAGAAGGGCAAAGAACGUCUAUCUUCUCCCCGCAGCUGAAAGCCAUGAUGCGAAUCAAGAAGAAGUAUCUAAAGAGAUCUAAUUCAGUCAAAUUGGCUGUCAACUCAGCUGCCUCUGAUCCUAAGAGCCCCCAAACCAGAAAGUUCAAGCGAAGGAAGUCCCGUGUGCUGUUCCCUAAUGACACUCUGAUCAAGCCAAAGAAAGAGCGCAGCCGAGCGAAACCUUUCCUAGUGCUCUUUAGCGUGAUCGUCUUCGUCCAGGUCUACAACGCCAUUGAGAAUCUGGACGACCAUGUUGUGAAGUACGAUCUUGAGGGUUUGGAGAGGACGUUGCACAGGGAGGUGUUUGGCCAGCCAGAGGCGCUAGAGGAGCUAAUGGACCAUCUGAACGAUUACCUGUCCACUUAUGCCCACCAGCAGCCCCUCGCCCUGUCUUUGCACGGGGCGUCUGGUAUCGGGAAAAGCCACCUGGGUCGCCUACUGGUACGGCACUUCCGCUCCGUGGUGGAGGACAAGCUAGUGGUGCAUUAUUUAUCCAAACACCACUGCCCCCUAAAGGAAGCAGCGCAGCACUGCGCCUCCGCACUUGCUCGGCGUAUAACUGAGGUAGUGACUCAAGCCGAGGAAGAGGAGCAGAUUCCCUUCUUCAUUCUGGAUGACGUAGAACUAAUGCCGCCUCCGCUGCUGGACAUCUUGCAGACGUUUCUUCAGUCAGAUCAGACGAAUGAGUUUCUCAAUGUGGUUUACAUUUUCCUCAGCAGUCUGGGGCAAAGUGAGAUCACAGCUCAUGUUCUUCAAAACGCCUCCACCGCUGGAGCCCAUAAACCACUCCGACGGGCCCUGUCUCUCAUCCAUCCUCUAUGGACGGAGCCAGCGGUCGAGCUUAUACCUCUUUCCCUGCUGGAGCGGGAACACAUCAUUCAGUGCUUUUUAGAGGAAAUGACCCUGGAAGGGUUUUACCCCGACCUCAGUCAUGUAGAGAGACUGGCGGAUGAACUGGCCUAUCACAGAGCGGCUGGAAGACAGUAUGCAAAAACUGGAUGCAAACAAGUAGUGGGAAAAGUUAACCUGCUUUGAGAGAUCUGAGAGAGUUCUGUUUGAAAAUGUGCACCAUUCAGCUAUUUCCAGUUACGCAAAUACAGCUCCUAUCUGAAGAAAUACUGAAAAACAACUUGCCAAACUCACAUUUCAAAGACACUACCAUUCAAAAGUUUGGGGACAGCAAAGAAAUUUAUAUUUUUUUAUUCAGCAAGGAUGCAUCAAAUUGAUCAAAAGUGACAGUAAAGACAUUUAUAAUGCUACAAAAGACUUGUAUAUCAAAUAAAUGCUGUUCUUUUGAACUUUUUAUUCAUCAAAGAAUUCGGAAAAAAAAAAAGUAUCAAGGUUUCCACAAAAAUAUUGAAAAAAAACUGUUUUCAACACUGAUAAUAAUAAUAAGAAGAAAUGUUUAUUGAGCAGCAAACCAGCAUUCAAAUUCACCAAAGUCACCAGAUCUCAAUCCAAUAGAGCACCUUUGGGAUGUGGUGGAACGGGAGAUUCACGUCAUAGAUCUGCAGCAACUGUGUGAUGCUAUCGUGUCAAUAUGGACCAAAUCUCUGAGGAAUGUUUCCAGCAUCUUGUUGAAUUUAUGCCACAAAGAAUUAAGGUAGUUCUGAAGGCAAAAGGAGGUCAAAACCGGUAUUAGCAAGGUGUACUUAAAGGGGUAGUUGAUUAUGAUUUCACUUUUUUAACUUUAGUUAGUGUGUAAUGUUGCUGUUUGAGCAACAACAUGUGUAAAGUUACGACGCUCAAAGUUCAAUGCAAAGGGAGAUAUUUUCUUUUAAAGAAUUCUCUGCUUAAGGACUACAACGAGCUUCUUCACAGGUUAGUGACAUCACUAACCCUAAAAUUUACAUAAAUUUACAUAACAAUGAGGGUGAGGUCAUCUUGGGCUGCUUUAGAGAAGAGGAAGAGUUGUUAUAGUAGAGUGUUGUUACCAUGCCGUCAUUUUACGCCGGACUGCUUCACAAAUGAGGGUCAAUUCAACACUGGAUUUGCACAAAAGAUUAACAUGACGGCACAUGCUAGUCGAUGAGUUGAAUCAACUCCACAGCAACUACAUAAAUUUAUCAACUAACCAUUCAGAAACGUCCAGUUUCAUUCUAAAAGUUGUAACUUCUUCCUGAGUCUCUCCAUCAGUAUCCGACUCCGGUUUGAACAAUGUAAGGCUGAACACCGUUACUGACAAUCCUCAUUUUGGCUGCGUGAGAUUCUCCAGUUUUGUUGUUGUUGAGGGACCGAAGCACGAGCUGUUUAAGCUCCACCCUCUUCUGGAAAGCGUGCCGGGAGCAGCAGCUCAUUUGCAUUUAAAGGGACACACACAAAAACGGCAUGUUUUUGCUCACACACAAAUAGGGGCAAAUUUGACAAGCUAUAAUAAAUGAUCUGUGGGGUAUUUUGAGCUGAAACUUCAGACACAUUCUGGGGACACCAGAGACUUAUAUUACAUCUUGUAAAAGGGCCAUUAUAGGUCCCCUUUAAUAAAGUGGUUGGUGAAUGUAUAUGUAUAUCAAAUAUAAAAGCUAUAAAUGCAUUGAUUGCCUCUGGUAGUUUUCUUGUGUGCAAAACUGUGAUAUAUUGGUGUUUGGUGGUGUGCUUGCUGUUUUUACUUGGUUGAUGUUUGGGUUUGUUUCCUCUGAUUGGCAGGUUGAUCUUGAUUUCACCUUUGUGUGUAUAUAUUCGUGUGAGACAGAAGCCUGGUUACCACCACAAAUAAUUUUGAAUCCCAAAUACACACCCCGUAUCUGCCUACAGCCCUCUGUCUGAGAAUGCUGAACAUAACAAGAUUCAAUUUUAAUCACUUCAAGACACGGCCGAAAAGUAUAUGUCACGCGAUCACCACACAUACACACACUUUCCAUGUAAAAUGAUUUUCAAUUUGGAGAAAAUGCCUUGAAAUAUGAGUGCUUUUGAGUACUAGCAAAGGAUUCAUGAUAUAUUAAAAGUUGAUAUUCACACUGCAAACAAUGACGUUCUUCCUCAGUAUUUUUGU